UCUCUGGCGAGAUGGAGGAAGAUGCGACCCGAAGCCGGCUGUCGCCUGGAAUGGAGGGUGUACCAGGAGCUGCGGCCUAGAAGUUUCGGCUUGGAGUUCUCCUCAGACUCAGUGGAACCUCCUGGGUCUGAGAAGGAGCUCCUGUGUUGUAGCUCAGCCUGACUUGAACUUGCCAUCCUCCUGCCUCAGCUAUGAAUAAAGGUCUUCAGGCACAAUGGAGGACAAGCGCAACAUCCAAAUCAUUGAGUGGGAACAUCUGGACAAGAAGAAGUUCUAUGUGUUUGGUGUGGCAAUGACAAUGAUGAUCCGUGUUAGUGUGUACCCAUUCACCCUCAUUCGCACCCGGCUGCAGGUUCAGAAGGGCAAGAGCCUCUACCAUGGGACCUUUGAUGCCUUCAUCAAGAUCCUUCGUGCAGAUGGCGUGACAGGCCUAUAUCGGGGGUUCCUGGUCAAUACCUUCACACUUAUCUCCGGCCAAUGUUAUGUUACUACCUAUGAGCUCACUCGAAAAUUUGUGUCUGACUAUAGCCAGAGCAACACAGUCAAAUCACUCGUGGCUGGUGGCUCAGCUUCCUUGGUGGCCCAGAGCAUCACCGUGCCCAUUGAUGUAGUCUCCCAGCACCUGAUGAUGCAGCGCAAGGGUGAAAAACUAGGCCGCUUCCAGGUGCGUGGGAACCCAAAGGGACAAGGGGUUAUUGCUUUUGGCCAAACUAAAGACAUCAUCAGGCAGAUCCUGCGGGCUGAUGGGCUUCGAGGCUUCUACCGAGGCUAUGUGGCAUCACUGCUUACCUAUAUCCCAAACAGUGCCGUCUGGUGGCCCUUUUAUCACUUCUAUGCAGAGCAGCUCUCGUACCUGUGUCCUAAGGAGUGCCCUCACAUUGUCUUUCAAGCCGUCUCAGGGCCCAUGGCUGCAGCCACUGCCUCCAUCAUCACCAAUCCCAUGGAUGUCAUCCGAACUCGUGUGCAGGUUGAAGGCAAAAGCUCUAUCAUCUUGACCUUCAGACAGCUGAUGGCCGAAGAGGGGCCUUGGGGCCUCAUGAAAGGUCUUUCAGCACGAAUCAUCUCAGCCACCCCCUCCACCAUCGUCAUUGUUGUGGGCUACGAGAGCCUCAAGAAACUCAGCCUCCGACCCGAGUUGGUGGACUCAAGACACUGGUAGCCAGUGGUGGGCAGAGAAGCCUGCUGUUUCCCACACUAAUCUGGGCCAGGACAGAGCAGGAAAGAUAGUGCCAUCUCUUUAAUGCUCCCACCACAUGCCCAGCCCUGCCCUGGGAUAGGUGGCCUGUCUGGAACAGGGCAGAGCUGUUGGACUGCUCUUGCUAGAAAGGAACCAUGCCUGGCUCACUUGCCCUCACUAUUUUUGUUUAUCCUGCUGAGCUGCGCUUCUUCACUCACCCCUGUACUCAAUUGUGGCCUGAAGACCCCACCCCAUCCUUACCCCUACCCUGCAGGCCCAUCUGGUUUCCUUUUCCAUCUCUCCCUGCGGCUCCAGGAAGAGCUGUACAUAGAGAGUUUGUUUCCCACCACUGACUCUUCCUAGUCAGCCCCCACUAAGCUCUGCUUCAUCAGGUAUACUUGCUUAUUUUAAUUUGGAACUGAGCUGCCCUCUGGACUACUAGUACCACUUUCCCUUGCUUCUUGGGGGCAAGUUGCCUGGCACUUUUGUGCAGGGGAUAGGAGCAGCAAUGUUCCUGGCUCUGCAGAGCCCUCUUCCUUUCUUUGGAGGAAUAACUAGGAUAGGAAGAAAUGUUAAUACUUUGUUUUAUGUGUGCAUUUCAUCUGUGAACCAGGCUACUGUCUUAAUCCUCCUAAACACCAACCCUGCUGUCAGAGCCCACCCCUUCCAGAUAAGUGGGAAAAUGUGUGUAGCUUCUUCCUCAAUCCCAGUUCUUUAUAUAUUCAGCAUCCCUUCAGUGCUCCACCAGUCCUGGAAACCUUCAGGCAAUAUGAACUAUUGUCUUUCCUAGUCCUAAAUGGCUACCAUGGAAGGCGCAGUUCUAAGAUCAAGCUGUAUGAGGUACGCUGGACUUUGCACACCACCCUGAAAAGUGAGGUUGAGAGUAUUUGGUUUGGAAAGUGACAAGGAGUUGUAUGUUCCCUACCAAUCUCUCCUCAAGCCAGCUGAGCCAGGACCAGGAGAGGGCAGUAGAGGUUCCCAGCCCUAGGCAGCCAUGACAAACAUACAUACCCCAGUCACUCAGACUCAACAGCAACAGAUUUUUGUCUUACAAUGUGAAUCUCUGAGAUACCAAAUGUUUGUUUUUCUUCUCUCUGGAUGUGAAGAGUCGUCUCAGUCAUGGUACCUUAUGCUCGCAAGACAAUAAAGAACAGUUUGGGAAGUCACCCAAUCCAGGACCGCUGCAUUUACCAGCCUGAUACUGCCGAGAUUACCUGUUGAAGCACUCUCCUUUGGAAUUAAGAGAUAGUGCUCCUUCUCUGUUUGGUUCUUCCCCACCUCAGACUCCAUCAAGCCUGUGCUGUAGAGCUGCAGCUAAUGCAAUGAAAAGGGGGAAGUCAAACCCCACCUUUCUACUAGAUGUAGCCUGGGUGAUACAUUAAAACUUUUAUGCUUUUUUUUUUUUUUCAGUUGUGGGGCCUGAACUCUGGACCUGGGUGCUAUCCCUCAGCUCUUCAGCUGAAGGCUAGUGCCCUACCACUUGAGCCACAGCACGACUUCCUACAUUAAACCUUUUAAAUGAUCCUACCCUAUAGGAAAAGUCAUGGUGCCAAUUUGAAAGGUGCUAGCUAGCUACCAGGCCAUGAGGCCAUGAUAUAAUAGGCUGCUCCAUAUUUUUCCAUCCUGGCCAGAUCAGAAUCUGGAGAGUAUAUUUCUCUACAUGUAAGGAUUCUUUAAGUAUCUUUUUUUUUAAUUUUCCAUGUUCUUCCUACACUUUGUCAAGAGAGUCCUCCAAUUGUGGCCCCAGAAGAUUGAAUCCACUAAUCAUUCUGAAUUUUCCCUGUCCCUCAUCUACCUCUUUACUAUAAGAACCACCAAUACAAUGGAAGCAAGGGCUCCUCUCUCAAGUUUCUGUUAAUAAGAUUUUAUUGCUCCACUGGAAUUUGAACUAAGGACUUUGUGCUUGAUAGGCUGGCACUCAUAACAUUUGAACCACACAUCCAGCCCUACUUUCUACUGAUUUGGAGAUGGAGUCUAGUGAACAUCUGUGCCCU
Messenger RNA from Dipodomys ordii (Ord's kangaroo rat), 3171 nucleotides. RefSeq names its product solute carrier family 25, member 44 (gene Slc25a44). Gene Ontology annotation, biological process: transmembrane transport; branched-chain amino acid catabolic process. NCBI's taxonomy places the organism in Eukaryota, Metazoa, Chordata, Mammalia, Rodentia, Heteromyidae. The transcript is spliced from 5 exons. Bases 215 to 1159 code for a protein of 314 amino acids. The record is from RefSeq and is a predicted model, not a curated record. Gene Ontology annotation, molecular function: branched-chain amino acid transmembrane transporter activity. Gene Ontology annotation, cellular component: mitochondrion.